Ceratitis capitata (Mediterranean fruit fly) is the source of this 1985-nucleotide messenger RNA. Its product is annotated as alpha-taxilin. The record is from RefSeq and is a predicted model, not a curated record. Bases 135 to 1814 code for a protein of 559 amino acids. Gene Ontology annotation, molecular function: syntaxin binding. The transcript is spliced from 6 exons. NCBI's taxonomy places the organism in Eukaryota, Metazoa, Arthropoda, Insecta, Diptera, Tephritidae.
CCCUAUAAUUUGCCAGAUGGUUUGACAUAUAUGAUUUUCUACCUAAAAAGGAAAUCACCGAAAACAAUUUUAAAAUAAUUCAACAAACAAACAUACCGUGUGUGAAAAUCAAGUAAAUUUCACGCAUUUUCAAAAUGGAUAAGGCAUCAGCAAAAAGCAAAAAAGAAGCUAAAGAUGAAAAACAAAAGGAUCAGAAAAUCGAAGAGCAAAUAAUAAAAAUGCUGGAGGAAGAAGCGGCAGGAGCAACCCCGGAAGAUAAAUUCGCACUGCUCCUUCGUAAGCAUGUUGAAAGUGAACGUGGGGCACGAAAAUUGCGUGCGGAAAUGAAAGUGCAAGAGAAACAGUUGGAGUCAGUUUUACGUGAAAAGGAAAAUCUACAACGUGAAUAUAACAAAAGUGUACUGAUGCGUGAUAAGCUUCAGGAGGUUUGUCGGGAGCAGCAAAAGCUGAUUAAAUCAGUAAAGAAUGAAAGCAUACAAAAAAUACGAGAGGAAGAAGAAAGACGCAAGGAAAGUCAGACGAAGUUCCAAUCAUCGUUAAAUGAUAUCACGCAGUCAUUAACUAAAAAUAAUGAGGAAAAUUUAAAAUUACGUGACCAUAAUUUGGAAAUGACAAAAAAAUUAAAAAUGUUGGCGGAGCAAUAUCAUAUGCGUGAACAACAGCUGGAGAAGUUGAACGAACAGGUCCAGUUGGAGUCACAAUUGCAUCAAGCCAAAUUAAAUAAGGUUCAAGUUGAGGCUGCAAUGGAAAAAGAAAUCUUGUUGAAGGAAAAGCAAAUAGCGUUAGAAAAAUUUGUGCAUUCACAAAAAUUGUUGAAAGAAUUGACAGAACGUGAGGCGGCACUAAAAGAACAACUUACGCUAUAUACAUCUAAGUAUGAUGAUUUUCAGAGUUCAUUGCAAAAAUCGAAUGAUAUUUUCGCAACAUAUAAAGUCCAAUUGGAGAGGAUGGGUAAGUAUACGCGUAAAGUAGAAAAAGAAACACUUGAAUGGAAAUCGAAGUGGGAAAAAAGCAAUGCCAUUCUUAUCGAGCUAGCUACAGAGAAGAAAGAACGUGAUGAACAUGCCGCACGUUGCAGUAAACAAGUAGAACAACUUCAAAAACUCUUACGAGCACUCCAAAAUGAACGUUCACAUCUCUACAAAGUGUUACGUGACAAUAAUGUUGAAUGUCCUGCCUUGCCACAACUGCCACCAGAGCCUGAACCCAUACAAACAACAACAACAACCGGCGGUGGAGUAGGAGGUACAUCGGACAAAGAUAAAAUGGAAAUCAUGUCUAGAAAUUGUGCUGAAUUAAAACAAACUCUGGCCAAUUUACAAAGUCAAAUGAAGUUUCUAAAUGUCAGCUCGACUGCCGAUACAGACGUUAAUACUAGAAAUGCGCAAACGGCUGCUAGAACACAACAAACAGAUGAUACGAACAAGAAACGUCAGCGCAAAAAGCAAAAAUCUAAAAACAAUAAGAAUGGUAAGGAAUCAUCACCGGCUCCGGUUACGGAACAUGUAAAUGGCAAUGUGAUUGCACCGACAAAUGAGGAACAAAUUGAAGUAGUUAAUGAUUUAAUUGAAACAGUCGAAGAAAUAGUUGCGAAUGCGGUAGAUAGCGUUGGUGUUUCAACCGGGGCGAAUGUUUCAGACAAUUCAGUGUGCUCUGGAAUUGCACCAGAUGUUGCAGACUCAAAUGUUGCUGAUGUAACCCAAGCAGCAGACUCAACUUUGACGGAUAUUGCACCUACAAUUGAAGCAGCUGCAGAGGCUGAGAAAACUUUGCAGGAAGAACAAACAUUAAACGUACUGUCUGUGCCAAAUUAGAGUUGACAAUUUUAUAUAUUUUGGUGACUACAUCACUAAAUCCUAAUUAUCAUUCAUUCAAUACAACAAUUAUGAUUAAAAGAAUAUUGCAUACACGUUACAUACACAUACAUAUAUUUAUGAAUUUUAAAAUUUUGUGUAUUUAUAUUUACAUAAGUAUGUUAACUCAAU